Molecule: messenger RNA, 633 nt
Organism: Panicum virgatum (switchgrass)
Lineage: Eukaryota; Viridiplantae; Streptophyta; Magnoliopsida; Poales; Poaceae
Exons: 1
Coding region: 1-633 (210 amino acids)
Source: RefSeq, a predicted model, not a curated record
AUGGAGGUCGGCCGGGGCUAUCAGGGUGGAGGGCGGCCUGUGGCGGAGAGGGCCGCCGGCAAGCUCGAGCAGCGGCCUCAGGCGGAGGCGGCCUCGAGCAGCGGCGCGCGGAGCCGGGGUCACCAGGGUGGCGGCGUCCCCUCGGGCGGCACAGCGUCCUGGGCCGGUGGCGGCAAGGCAGGCGAGCGGGGGUGCUGGCGGUGGGGUAGGGUGGCGCGGCGGCGCCAGGUCUUGGCGGCGCUACCCGAGCCCGUCCUGCGACGGUGCCGAGGGCUGCCGGCGAGCCUCGGACGGAGGCGAGCUCGAGCAGCGGCCUCGGGCGGAGGCGGCCUCGAGCAGCGACGCGCGGAGCCGGGGUCACCAGGGUGGCGGCAUCCCCUCGGGCGGCACAGCAUCCUGGGCCGGUGGCAGCGGGGCAGGCGACCUGGGCUGCUGGCGGUGGGGCGGGGUGGUGCGGCGGCGCCAGGUCUCGGCGGCGCUAUCCGAUCCCGGCCUGCGGCGGUGCCGAUGGCUGCCGGCGAGCCUCGGACGGAGGCGAGCUCGAGCAGCGGCCUCGGGCGGAGGCGGCCUCGACCAGCGGCGGAGCCGGGGUCACCAGGGUGGUGGCGUCCUGGGCCGGUGGUGGCGGGGUGA